CCUCCAGCACUCACAGCUCCUGCCCCUUACUCUUGCUCACAGCUAAGUGCCUUUGCUCUCUUUUUCUCUCUUCCUCCUCUCUUCCUCCUCUCUUUUUCUUCAGUUAUUCUCAUAUAUUUCUAAGUCCCUUAAGUGGCUGCAGAGGCUGCAGUGCUGCGAGAGACCCAGAGAAUCAGAGAUAUUGGAAGAGGAAUGCAGCAGAAAAAUUGUGUGUAAGAGAGAGGGAGCCUGACACAAACAGGGACACAGAAGAACUGUCACAAACAGCUCUCACAGAGACCAUGAGGAUCCACAUAGUGACUGCAAGACGAGGAGAGAGACAGUGCCAGCUAGUAGAGGCUGACAGGGGCUAAAUCAAAGAACUCUAGCAUGUUGUGUGCCACGGAAUCACCCAGAGAGAAGGCAGGAGGUGACAGCAAUAUCCAGAUCAUUCUUUUGUCUCAUUUCUGCACUCACUAAACAGGAUUAUCUUUUAAACCCUGCAGCCUGCAUCGUAAGGCACGCACAACAUAAUAUCUGUAAGCCAAUCUGAUUUCUACAGAAAAUCAACAUAUUUGCAUUCAGUUGUUGUGUAUGCACCGACAGAGUAAUAUCCAAGGUAGUUGCAUUUGCACAACCCAACGGUGACAUCUAGCUCCCACGCACUGGGAAACACACAGCAGCUCAGUUGCCUUUGGAUCACCCCCUUCCACCUGAAGAUAGCGCGACCUAAGCAGCUGAAACUCCCAUCUAUCCAGGACGCAUCUACUAGCGCAGUGGGGGGCAAUGGAUCAUAUAGCCACUGGGGCUUCUGAGCAUCGCUAAUUAAUUUGGGAAAUCAAGCUCCAGGCUUGCAGAAAUACAUCUCCAAUUUCUCUAGUGCAACGUAUAAGAGAGAGGGGGGCAAAUAAUAUAAUUGCUUCCUGUUCCAUCGCUAUUAUUCCUGGAAACUGACUUGAUCCCUCUUAUAAAUCUAUCUUGGGUAAGACAGAGAUACUCAGAUAUCUUCAAUAUUGCAUCUGCCUUCAAAAAACCCUGAGAUAUUUUGAUGCCUGGAUUAAUAGAGAGAGACCCCAUUCUCCAUAAGGCGGUUCAUUAAAACUGUAUUAAUGGCCAAUACCCUUUUAACUCUGCCUAGAUUUAUAACACUGUAUCAGUGUCACUGGGACAGAAGGCCCUUGUGAUCACAUAUCCCUGUCAGUCUUGAUAUGUCACGGCCGGGUGUCCUUUUGCCAGUCAAUGGGCAUAACUUUGGUAGCCAGGGGGGCCCUCCUCGUGUCGUAGUCUGGGAGUGGCUGAAUGAACAUGGACGCUGGAGACCCUACACUGCUACUGUGUGUCACCACAUUGAGAAUGCCCUACGAGAGGAUGGCCGGGGACGGGUGGCCUUAGGGCAAGUGGAUGCCCAGCUCACACCCUAUGUCAUCGACCUGCAAACUAUGCACCAGUACCGGCAGGACACAGGAACAAUCCGGCCAGUAAGGCGCAACUUUUUUGAGCCAUCCUCUGCCCCAGGGAAGGGCAUAGUCUGGGAGUGGGAAAAUGAUGCAGGUUCUUGGACCCCUUAUGAUACAGAGAUCUGUAUUGCCAUCCAGAAUGCCUAUGAGAAACAUCAUCCUUAUCUGGACCUCACAACCCUUGGUUUCUGUUAUUUGGUUCAUUUCCACAGCAUGUGCCAAGUCAACCGCCAAACCCACCGUAAGCGCAGGCUAAGGAGACGUAUGGACCUGGCAUAUCCACUCACCAUGGGAUCCAUACCAAAGUCUCAGUCUUGGCCUGUGGGAUCUGGCUCAGGAUUGCCCUGCUCAUGUCCUCAGUGCCUCCUUGUUAACAGCACUAGAGCAGCCUCCAAUGCCAUAUUGGCAUCCCAAAGGAUCAAGGUUCCAUCUGGUCCUCCACCUGCCUUGCCUCCUCCACCACCUCCUACCAUACAUCCGUCUGGCUUGAGGCAAAGCAAUACCUAUAGUGGAGGUGCAGCAGGCUGGGGAAGAACAGGGGAAGGAAUGCGUUCUACAGGAGGCAUAAGAAAUGGCUCUGGAUUCUCCCGCAGUCAGAGCGUACCAGGUGCAGCACCAUAUCCAGGACAGAACAACCUUAACAGGCCAGGAGAACAGAGGACUAGUGGGAGCAGCAGCAGAGCAUCUAUUCCACCAGGCGUCCCUGCUCUACCUGUGAAGAACCUAAAUGGUUCAGGUCCUGUGCACCCAGCAUUGGCAGGAAUGACUGGUAUUUUAAUGUGUGCAGCUGGGUUACCUGUCUGCCUGACCAGAGCCCCCAAACCUAUUCUGCAUCCACCUCCUGUCAGCAAAGAGGACAUUAAACCUGUCAGUGGCGUUAGUGGCAUCUGUCGGAAAACUAAGAAGAAGCACUUGAAAAAAAGUAAGAACCCAGAAGAGGUGGUGCGCAGAUACAUACAGAAAGUAAAGUCCCCUCCUGAUGAGGAUUGCACUAUCUGCAUGGAACGUCUAGUCACUGCAUCAGGUUAUGACGGUGUUCUCAGUCACAGAGGAAUUCGAGCUGAGCUGGUUGGGAAGCUUGGAAAGUGUAACCACAUGUACCAUGUGCUGUGUCUGGUGGCCAUGUAUAACAAUGGGAAUAAGGAUGGUAGCUUACAGUGUCCAACAUGUAAAGCAAUUUAUGGAGAGAAGACAGGCACACAACCUCCAGGGAAGAUGGAAUUCCAUGUCAUUCCUCACUCUCUGCCUGGAUUUUCAGACUGUAAAACCAUACGCAUUGUAUAUGAUAUCCCAAGUGGCAUGCAGGGGCCUGAACAUCCCAACCCUGGCAAGAAGUUUACAGCCAGAGGAUUUCCACGACACUGCUAUCUACCAGAUAAUGAUAAGGGGAGAAAGGUAUUACGACUCUUGCUGGCAGCUUGGGAGCGGCGCUUGAUAUUUGCCAUUGGUACCUCAAGCACGACAGGGGAAUCCAACACAGUAGUGUGGAACGAGAUCCACCACAAGACAGAAUUUGGGUCCAACCUAACGGGCCAUGGUUAUCCAGAUCCAAACUAUUUGGACAAUGUUCUGACUGAACUUCAUCGUCAGGGUGUCAUGGAGGAGCGAUCCCUUCCAUACUGAUGAUGGUACUGGCAGUUACUUAGCUGAGCAUAUAAAAGCCAGCAGGUGCAUACCAUUGCCUGCCUGCAAGAGGGUGAUUUUCUGCAAACAGAAAAAUCCUGUUUUUUUUCAGGAGCUGCAGUACUGGAGAAACCUUUGUCACUAAAGGAGAAGUUGCAGAGGAACAUCACAAAAUGAUGCAGAACAUCACAUAAACCAAGUGGUGUGUGAAAACAAUGUCAAGAUGGCCUAAAAUCAAACACUGGCAGAGCAUAUGCACUUCUUUACAGUACAUAGUGCAUCUGAGGAAGAAAGCAGAUGGCACACAGACAAUGGACUCAAGCCACUUAGUGCCAGAGAGAGGGUUCUACAUCAGAACAUUCUGAGGGGGGGGGGAAAUGAAAGAGUCCCAUAAUUAUAUAUCUUAAAAGUGGGUGCUAAGAAUAUCCAGUGUUGGUUGUCAUCUCAUAACAAUUGUCUCCAGCCACAGAAUAAUGUUUUGGUCCUUGCAUUUGUCCUUACUCCUACUUCAAAACCCAGGCCCACUUUAAGCUCCUUCUGUCCUACUGUCUGCAUGAUCUGAGAAUAUGUUGGAUGGGUCUGUGUUGUAAAGGACUCUAAGCUCUGGAGGAGUAUGUAUAGCAACAGCACUGCUGUUCUGACCAUUAUAUAUAGAUAUAUAUAUAAUACAGAGUUUUAGAAAUGAGCAAUAACACAUUCAUUUGAAACCCUUCCCCAAGAUCCACACAUAAGGUUGUGGGCAAUGCAUAUUAAAGGAACAGUACUGCUUAAAUUUGUAUGAGUUGCUCCAAUAUGACACUUACGCUAUACUGUAUAUACAGAUUUUUAUAUGUAAAUGCAUACAGCUCUGCAACCUGUUAAAAUUAAGAUAUGAGAAGUCCUGCAUGCCCUUUCCUGCAGUUGGGAGAAACAGGAUAUCCUGCAGCUAAGGCAGUGUUUGAGUUCACUUUAUAGAAUGUUACUUGUGGUUUGGCAUUCAGUGUGGCAUAAAUGCAAGUUUAUUUGUUUUUAAAGACAUAUUGUAUUUCUUGUGUGUUAAAAUAGCAGUUUGUAACAAUCACACUGAUGCCUCUCUAGAUGUUGUAGAACUUCAACUUCCUCCAACCCACCGACAGCUGAAGGACAACUGUGGUUUGCCCAUGCUUGCUACAGACCAUUUUAUGUAUCUUUUGUUCUGCUGUGUUUUGGAAACUUUUAACUAUAUGUUUCAUUUGUACAAGACUGUUAAUAUAAAUGUGUAUCAGUUUGAAGCUUUACUGUUCCGUUAAUCUGCAGAACUGCUAAGCUGUGUGGUCCCUCACAAAGUCUUUUCAGAAAACAUUAAAAUAACUUGGCCAAAACUAAAGGGUUCUCUAGUCAACACAGGCAUUAAAUCCUUUAAAUCCUU
Molecule: messenger RNA, 4446 nt
Organism: Xenopus laevis (African clawed frog)
Lineage: Eukaryota; Metazoa; Chordata; Amphibia; Anura; Pipidae
Gene: dtx1.L
Product: deltex 1 L homeolog
Exons: 10
Coding region: 1188-3059 (623 amino acids)
Biological process (GO): Notch signaling pathway; protein ubiquitination
Cellular component (GO): cytoplasm
Molecular function (GO): ubiquitin protein ligase activity; metal ion binding; zinc ion binding
Source: RefSeq, a predicted model, not a curated record